Scaptodrosophila lebanonensis is the source of this 567-nucleotide messenger RNA. RefSeq lists its product as uncharacterized. The record is from RefSeq and is a predicted model, not a curated record. The transcript is spliced from 2 exons. Lineage: Eukaryota; Metazoa; Arthropoda; Insecta; Diptera; Drosophilidae. The coding region runs from base 1 to 567 and encodes 188 amino acids.
AUGGGUUUUAGAUUUUUCCUGUUGGCUGCCAUGGGACUGGGUGCUAUGUAUAUGAUGCACUUGUUGGCGCAGGAUUGGACUCGCAUUCGACCUAUUCGAGGCGCCACUCAGUUAUUGAUGCAGGCCAGCUCGGCCCUACAGUUGAACCGAAAUAGGCGCGACACUUUGCGAAAUGAGCUGGGAUGGGUGCGUGGAGCGCAGGACACGGGUGGAGGAGGAGCGGCAGCAGCAAAUGGGUUGCGACACCCGGCGCUCCCCACUCCCGGCAUUGACUGGAAACGCAUUUUAUCGCGUGAUCCCUUCGAGUGCCUCCAAUCGCUCAUCUGCCAGUUGAUGUCGGGAGCCGAGGCUGCUUCGCAGGAGGCUGAAUUGCUGAUGGAUUUUUUGGAAUCCUCGGUGGAAAUGGCGCCUGCAAAAAUCGGUCGCGCAUUUAGUCGCGGACUGGCGUUACGCGGAUCGACCGACCGUUGCUACGAUGAGUAUCCCUUCUGUCUAUAUUCGGCCAAAACAAUGCUUCGAAUUCUGCGUUGGUUCAGUGAGGAGGGUACUGAUGUGGAGGAUAGGUAA